This is a messenger RNA of Amborella trichopoda, 1564 nucleotides long. RefSeq names its product membrane-associated kinase regulator. The record is from RefSeq and is a predicted model, not a curated record. NCBI's taxonomy places the organism in Eukaryota, Viridiplantae, Streptophyta, Magnoliopsida, Amborellales, Amborellaceae.
UCUCUCUCUCUACUAAAAUCCGACUGCUUUCUCUCUCUAAAAAUUCCUCUGCUACUUUCACAAGAAAGGGCAUCGAUUAAAGUCAUCUCUCAUCCCAACUUCCACUCCACUCUUUCUUUACAAGCCUAGGACGUGUGACUCACCCCUGUUGCAGGUCGUUUUCCAAUCCAAACAGACGCCCCAGAUCAAAUAGACGUGCCCUGAAAAAGCAUCUCAACCGUCGGUUCCAUCGCCUUCUCAAUAAUACUCUUGUUUUGCCUUGGCUUUUUUAUGUUGUGUUCUGCUGAGAGAGAGAUCAAUGGAGAUCUGAGUUACCUCUGCAACUUCAAUACCCAUCUCUCCUUCACUGUGGGAAUUCCUUAUAGAACCUGAAGAAAACUCUAGAAGAAAAGCUUCGAAAAAGAGCCGUUGGUGUUCUUGUGGAGCUCUUUACAGGUGCCUUGGAUUAUGUUUUCUGAUUAAAAAGGCCUCUGCAGCUUCUUCAUUUUCCAUUAAGAAUAGAAAAACCAGUAGAAUUCUAGCUCCUUGUCCACAUUGAAAAGCCUUAAGGGCCACAUUACAAAUCCAUUUCUUUAUGCUUUAGGAAAAUGCUGUUCUGAUCAAAAGGCCGAAUUCCCUUUCGGAAAUGGUAAACCUUGGCAAACCCCAUUAAAGUUAUAUUUCUUCUUCUUGCUCUGCAAAAAAGAACUAGAAAAACCCAUCUACCAUGGCUAUAGAUUUGUGCUCUGAGAGCUCGGGAUGGCCUAUAAGCCCAAGAAUCUCAUUCUCAUAUGACCUCUCUCAAAACGACUGCAGCUCUCCUCAUAGAGAAGACACUACUCUUCUCAAUCGCGAUCCUUCUUCGGACUUCGAUUUCUGCAUCUCCUUGAGAGAAGAAGUAACCUCCUCAUCAGCUGAUGAACUCUUCUUCGACGGCAAGAUCCUACCCCUUCAACCCAGAAAACCAGAGGCCCCAAAAAUUGAAGAGACUUUGAAACCACCAGUAGUGGAGGAUCCCACGCUGUCGAAGAAAGAAAGCCUGAAGGAAAUUAUGGAAUCAGAGACCAAACCAGCAAGCAAAUCGUUUUGGAAUUUCAGAAGAAGCAGUAGCAUGAACAGUGGGAAUAAAGUGAAGCAGGGAUUGAUGGGUUCCAUUACUGGUCUCUACAGAAGCAAUUCUACUGGUUCUUCGAACCCCAAAGAGAAUUCAAAGACUCCUAGUAGAAAACCCAUUAAAGCAAUGGUUUCACCAGAGGAACCCAAAAAGGAGAAGCUCUCUUUUAAAGAACCCAAGUUGGUAAUGGGGAAGAAGAGGCAGGGGAUUCCCAGGCCCCCAUUGCAGGGGAAUUACAGUGGUUACAGUGGAAUUAGGAUUAGCCCUGUUCUUAAUGUGCCUUCUCCAUGUGUUUCUAAAGGUGUGAAUGGGAUUUUUGGGUUUGGUUAUUUCAUUUGCAGAAAGGAGAAGAACAGGAAAAAACCAUCUGAAAAUUCUCCAUGAAUUUAUCAGAGUUGUGUGUUUGAAAUCGUAUAUUGAAUGUUGGGUUUAAGCUUGUGAUUUUAUGUAUAUUUUUAUUCUUGUGUUGCA